CUGAGAUGAGGAAACAGCGGGGCUCUGGCUAUCCAGUUGGAAGGCUUGGCAAAUCCUCCCGAAGAACUCAUGAAAGAAAAGGACAAGGCAAGCAAAACUUCGGCUGUAAUUGUGAUGCUAAUCUUUGCCGCUGGGAGGAAAGUUUGCAAGGGUUUAUUUUCUCAACACCGUGCCAUGCUGUCUUUGCCUUUCUCAAUCCCUUGCUAAUUGGUGUCAUUCAAGUUAAAUUCCAAGGCACAGCUCAGUCUCCAUUUCAAACAAGCUUACCAAGCAUGUGGGCUUUUCUGUUGGCAACAAUCAUCUAUUGCUUUGCAUUCGCUGCCAACAUGAGAUUUAAGUGCACUUGGUACUCUCGACUUUCAGGUCAUGUUGCUUUCUUCGCAGGAUCUUUUUCAUCGAUCUCAUUGGUAUCGGUCCUGCUCCCAGCCCUGCUAGGGCGUCUUAUUUUUGCUGUGUGGAUUAUUUUGCCUGUCGUGGUUGCUCGUAACUUCGUCCAAUUCAUAUGUCUGUGGAUCUACCAAAGGAUAAUGACGUUAAUAUUCAAAAUACUUGGCUUUUGGUAUCGGUUCCUGGAUGACAUCUCGGUUGAGGAACAACCAGAAUAUCCUGUGGAGAUUAUUAUUUCCAAUUAA
Populus trichocarpa (black cottonwood) is the source of this 632-nucleotide messenger RNA. RefSeq lists its product as uncharacterized. The record is from RefSeq and is a predicted model, not a curated record. Lineage: Eukaryota; Viridiplantae; Streptophyta; Magnoliopsida; Malpighiales; Salicaceae. The transcript is spliced from 2 exons. Bases 6 to 632 code for a protein of 208 amino acids.